Messenger RNA from Cydia amplana, 1063 nucleotides. Its product is annotated as probable enoyl-CoA hydratase. The record is from RefSeq and is a predicted model, not a curated record. The transcript is spliced from 6 exons. Lineage: Eukaryota; Metazoa; Arthropoda; Insecta; Lepidoptera; Tortricidae. The coding region runs from base 18 to 1016 and encodes 332 amino acids.
UUAUUACAAGUUUCAAAAUGAGAAUGCUAAUAAAAAAAGUGGCUUCGGCCUCAAAUCUAUCGUUCAUUCGGUUAAACGCAAUAAGAUUGAGCUCCAGCGAUGCGAAAGCCAAGUCUCAAGAAAAAGAAAGUCCUAAACCGGAGCUAGAGGAAGCAGCGGUAAAAAAAAAUAUUGUAGUUGAAAAGUAUGGCGGUGUAAUGACUCUGAACAUAGACCGUCAGACGACUCGCAACAGCCUGGACGAGCCCACACUGCGUGAGAUGGCUGCGGCCAUAGAUGCAUUCGACAAGGACGCUGAGGCUAAGGUGCUGGUGUUCAACGGAGAGGGUGGCUCAUUCUGCUCCGGGUUUGAUAUGGAUGAGAUGAGUGAGAAGGGAUAUUAUGCGCUGAAAGAUGCUGCUUCGCGGCUGUUACGGCGCCCUCUAUGUGAUAAACCGACUAUAGCCGCCGUCACUGGCUUCGCUGUGGCUGAAGGCUUCGAAUUAGCGCUAGCGUGCGACCUGCGCGUCAUAGAAGAUACCGCUGUUAUGGGGUUCCUCGGCCGUAGGUUUGGAGUACCCUGUACAAUGUACGGUGGCCGGAGGCUUACAUCUCUCAUAGGUCUGUCACAAGCUUUAGACUUGCUUAUGACUGGCAGGCUCAUCUCCGGGACGGAAGCCAACCAAAAAGGCCUGGCUGCUAAAGUCACGGCUACCGGCACAGCCCUAGGGGAAUCGAUAAAACUGGCCAAGUCCAUGGCCAAGUUCCCCCAAAACGCGCUGGUGAUGGACAAGUUAGCCGCGGUCAACUCCCAGCUGAACCCGAACAGUGAGGAGUCUAUGCGGGACGAGGCGGUGAUGCAGAGUCUACUGGGCGCUGCUCUGGAGGACUUGAAGGAGGGGGUCAAGAAAUUCCAAGAUGGAGUCGGCAAGCACGGGAAGUUCCACAAUCUGACAGAGGUCCCCGUCGAAGAUUGGGAGUUGGAAAACACGGUCGAAGAAACGGUGGUCACGUACGACGAUGACAAGAAGAAAUGAACCUUACGGUGCUAGUGUUAAGGUCUAUGCGUUACGAGGAUGGUUAA